Messenger RNA from Theobroma umbraticum, 1783 nucleotides. RefSeq names its product guanylate kinase 2. Gene Ontology annotation, molecular function: GMP kinase activity; protein binding. Gene Ontology annotation, biological process: purine nucleotide metabolic process. The record is from RefSeq and is a predicted model, not a curated record. Gene Ontology annotation, cellular component: cytosol. Lineage: Eukaryota; Viridiplantae; Streptophyta; Magnoliopsida; Malvales; Malvaceae.
UUUCUCUUUACAAAUAUAAAAGAGAGAAUGGCUGUGGGGAUUUCUUGCAACUUCUUCUUCAGCAACCCACCUUCUUCCUCUUUCUUGUUUUCAAUCUUAAGUUUCUCAGGAUUUUGACUCCGUCCAAACUCCCAUCGCUCGACCCUUUAUAGAUAUCCCAAAACAAAAAAAAAAAAAAAAAAAAAAAACUAAUCACAAACCUCAAACACAACCCCUUUGUCCUCGCCUUCUUUUGUAAUCCAACUCUGUUGCAUAUAUCAUCUGCGUAAGCCUAACCAUUAUAAAGCUUUCUUUUUCCCUUCUAAAGAUAUUUUUGUUCUUUAUCAAAAGGGUGAAUCUUGUAUUGGAGGUAUUGGUUCUCCAUGGGAGAAGCUCCAGCAUUCUGUGUUGACAAUCUACAAAAUGGGUUCUCAAAUGGAUUUAAUUUAAAAUCCGAAGGCUGUGAGACCUCUACCAACGUUGGUGACAAAACAUUUGUGAUUGGUGGGCUGAACGAUGGUUCUACAUCAUCUAUCGGGGUUCAGAUUUAUGGGAAAUCUACAGGGAAAUGGGUGAUUCCUACAGUGCUGGGAACAAAACCAAAACCAUGUAAAGGCCAUUCAGCUGUUCUAUUGAGUGAAGAACAAAUAUUGAUUAUUACUAGGGGUUCCACCCCAGAUGACUGCAUUUGGUUUCUUGAGGUGGACACCAAGUAUGUUAAGGAGCAGAAAAAAGUCCUGGGGACUGAAGUUGUUGCCUGGAGUAAGGGUGUGAUGGGUGAAGCUGAGAAGCCAGUUGUUAUCAGUGGUCCUUCUGGUGUUGGUAAGGGGACAUUAAUAAACAUGCUUAUGAAGGAAUUCCCAUCCAUGUUUGGAUUUUCUGUCAGCCACACAACCCGUGCACCACGGGACAAGGAGAAGAAUGGAGUUCAUUACCAUUUUACCGAGCGAAGUGUAAUGGAGAAAGAUAUAAAAGAUGGGAAGUUCCUUGAGUUUGCUUCUGUUCAUGGAAAUCUCUAUGGAACCAGUAUUGAAGCAGUUGAGGCAGUAGCAGAUUCUGGAAAGAGGUGCAUUCUUGACAUUGAUGUUCAAGGAGCAAGGUCUGUCAGGGCCAGUUCUCUUGAUGCCAUUUUCAUCUUUAUCUGUCCACCCUCAAUGAAGGAGCUUGAAGAACGGCUCCGUGCAAGGGGGACCGAGACAGAAGAGCAAAUCUUAAAGCGCCUCCGAAAUGCCGAGGCAGAAAUUGAGCAAGGGAAAUCACGAGGCAUCUUUGAUCAUACAUUAUAUAAUGAUAAUCUUGAGGAGUGUUACAAGAAUCUUAGGGGACUCCUGGGUCUCGAUGGAAUUGCACCAACUAAUUAUAAACCUUCACCCAAAGGGAUUGAUCUGCCUUUAAACCAUUCAGUGUCAAAAAUCGAUAAUAAGAUCCUCAUUAAUUGUGAGACUCCAGAAUCGGGAAACGCAUCAAAGAACUUGAUUGUACUGGAUGUAUCCUCGCUUAAAGGUGGGGCUCCUGGUCGGACAAGAGGGCUGAAUGUCUAUGCCAUCGAUUCAUUUUCAGAUGGGUUUGAUGGGGUUCAUAAACUGAGCUAACAACUGCAACCCACUGAUACUAACAUGGUUUUAAGCAUCUCUAUUUAACUUAAGGGGAGCUAUGAUAAAGCUCUACUUGGCUUCUUAGAUCAUUGCAUAUGUUGGAUUUUCUUUGUCAUUAGAUUCUUUGCUUGUUUAGAACCAAAAUGUAGCAUUUGAACAAUUAAUAUUCCCACAUGGGCAAUGGAGAGAAUUCAUCAUUUGUGCGGCAA